Messenger RNA from Telopea speciosissima, 1576 nucleotides. Its product is annotated as cytochrome P450 89A2-like. The record is from RefSeq and is a predicted model, not a curated record. NCBI's taxonomy places the organism in Eukaryota, Viridiplantae, Streptophyta, Magnoliopsida, Proteales, Proteaceae. Gene Ontology annotation, molecular function: iron ion binding; heme binding; oxidoreductase activity, acting on paired donors, with incorporation or reduction of molecular oxygen, NAD(P)H as one donor, and incorporation of one atom of oxygen. The transcript is spliced from 2 exons. The coding region runs from base 39 to 1565 and encodes 508 amino acids. Gene Ontology annotation, cellular component: membrane.
CUCUCUCUUUCUCUCUCUCUGUGAGUGUGAAAUCUCACAUGGAGAUCUGGCUCAUCCUCCUCCUCCUCCUCGCCACUCUAUGCCUCUGUGCUACCCUCAAAGCUCUCCUUGAUUUCUUCUCACACAACACAAAUCCCAGAUGCCCACCAGGUCCUUGGACAGUACCCAUCAUAGGCAACUUCCUGUGGCUUCGUGAGAGCUUGUUAGAUCUCGAGCCAAUCCUCAGCAAGCUCCAUACCAAGUACGGUCCCAUCAUCACUGUCCCCAUUGGCUCUCAACCCAACAUUUUCAUUAAUAGCCCUUCCAUUGCUCAUCAAGCCCUCAUCCAGAAUGGAGCCAUCUUUGCCGAUCGCCCACAGACGCUUAAUCAAUCUGCCACUAGCAAGCUGCAAAGAGCCAUCAGCUCUUCUCCUUAUGGCCCAUACUGGCGUCUCCUCCGCAGGAAUCUCACUUCUGAGAUCCUCCACCCUUCUCGGCUGAAGAGCUACAGGAACACCCGCAAGUGGGCCUUGCAUACACUUAUCAGCAAGCUCAAAGACCAAUCUGAAUCUGGCAAAUCCAUUUGCGUGACCACACACCUUCGCCUCUCCAUCUUUUCCUUAGUAUUUUCCAUGUGUUUCGGCCAAAAUUUCGAUGAGGAGAUAAUCAAAAAGGCUGAAGCUUCUCAAAGAACAUUCUCUGCCAACUUCACUAGGUUCAGAAUCCUGACCUACAUUCCAAAUUUGGGGAAGAUAAUCUUUAAGAAUUUGCAGAAGGAACUACUCGAUCUGUCACACCACCGUGCAAAUGUUCUCACUUCGUUGAUAAGAACCCAGCAGAUUGAACGAAAGGAGGAGAAUCAUCAUGACACAGAUGAUCAGUUAGUAGUAUCUUAUAUUGAUACACUGUUCAAGAUUUGGCUUCCAGAUGAAGGAAGGAAGCUCAACGAGUUUGAGCUGAGGACUUUAUGCUCAGAGUUUCUUAAUGCAGGCACUGAUGCAACAUCAACUGCAAUGGAAUGGAUAAUGGCCAAUCUGGUGAAGUAUCAAGAUAUCCAAGCAAAGCUAUAUUCUGAAAUCAAAAAGGUUUUGGGAGAAGAAGAUGAAGAGAUCACAGAAGAAGAUUUGCAGAAGAUGCCAUACUUGAAGGCAGUAAUAUUAGAAGGGCUAAGGCGACAUCCUCCAUUUCACUUUGGGAUGUCACAUAGUGUGACAGAGGAGUUUCAUUUAAACAGCCUUGUCAUACCUAAGAAUGCUGUUGUGUAUUUCAAUAUAGCAGAAAUGGGGUGGGACCCAAAUGUGUGGGAGAAUCCAAUGGAGUUCUGUCCAGAUAGAUUUUUGAGUGGUGAAGGAUUUGAUAUAACAGGGGGGAAGGAGAUAAAGAUGUUGCCUUUUGGUGUGGGGAGAAGGAUUUGCCCUGGAUAUAACCUGGCAUUGCUUCUUAUAGAGUAUUUUGUAGUUAAUCUGAUCAAAGAUUUCAAAUGGAUGGCUGUUGAGGGAGAAGAUGUUGACUUGUCACCGAUGCAAAAUUUUGAGGUUGUGAUGAAGACUCCUUUGAAGGCCCACAUAUCUCCAAGAGUGAAGUAAGAAUCCACGUU